Molecule: messenger RNA, 1715 nt
Organism: Nematostella vectensis (starlet sea anemone)
Lineage: Eukaryota; Metazoa; Cnidaria; Anthozoa; Actiniaria; Edwardsiidae
Product: aristaless-related homeobox protein
Exons: 3
Coding region: 83-1072 (329 amino acids)
Biological process (GO): regulation of transcription by RNA polymerase II
Molecular function (GO): DNA-binding transcription factor activity, RNA polymerase II-specific; RNA polymerase II transcription regulatory region sequence-specific DNA binding
Source: RefSeq, a predicted model, not a curated record
GUGUUGUCGUUGAGCGUGGGACGGAUACUCAGUCGAAUAGCGAAACCGGUUCAGCUAGGAAAACGCGCGCGCGCUCGUAAACAUGGAGAAAUUUUCUGAUUUUGUAUCGUCCAUAGGACAGGCGAGAAAGCUGCAGCAAUACCCAUCGCUGCCGCCCCAUUGUUCAGCGGCACUGCAGUCUAUGCACUCCAGGGAAGUCCCGGUACGGCCCCAGGUGCAAGAGGCUGGAUCUGUCCCUCUACAACAUAUGCCUACACAGCCCGAUACGCCAGAGGAAAAAUACCCGUCAGAGCUCUCUCCCUCCGCCAAGCUCACACAUAAUACCCAGGAUUGCUCCGAUAUGGACUCAGAUAGCGGGGAUUCCGCGCCGAAGAGAAAGAAGCGUCGAAAUCGUACCACGUUCACAGCGUACCAGCUUGAAGAGAUGGAGCGCGUGUUCCAGAAGACCCACUACCCUGAUGUGUACACCCGGGAACAGCUAGCACUCCGCUGCGCACUUACGGAGGCCAGAGUCCAGGUUUGGUUUCAAAAUCGCCGCGCGAAGUGGCGCAAGCGAGAGCGCUUUACUCAAGUCCCAGUCCCCGUAAGAGGCAUGGGCCCCACGUCCAUAUACGACCAGAUCCAGCCCUCCUCGUGGCCGCGUGGCAACGCACCCAACAUGAGCCCAGUGGGGACUGGGUCGGGGUCGCUGCCGCCGCACAUGAGUCUACCGAGCUACGCUGCAGUCCUCCACGGUCAAGCGCCGCAAAGCAUGCCGGGUAGAACCUCUUUUCCAUCUCAGCACAGUAUCAGCAUGACGUCAUCGCUUGGGCGAGGACCACACCCUAACGUCACAAUAUCGUCCCAGUCCCCGCGAUCACCCAAUCAGGUUUCUCCAGUGCUUCCGCCGUCUCCUCGCGCCUCUCAUUCACCCGCUGACACACACGGCUCGCAGGCGUGCCACGAAGAGCGGGAGAAAGGGCCGAAUGGCGAACGACAGACCUCUAGUAUUGCCGCGCUACGACUUAAGGCUAAAGAACAUUCGGUUGCCAUGGAGAUGGUUAGAAGUUUUAACAUGAGAGCAGACGUUUAACUCCAUGCCUCCUAUAGACUUGGUUUAUACAUAAUUGCAUACGAUAAGCUAUCAAUGAUACAUUCCUUCCUAGCAUACUAUAAGCCAUCAACGAUACAUUCCUUCCUAGCUUGAAUUUUAUAUUUAAUUUGGAGCUUGUUGAUUCUUGCCACGGCUACUCAUUUAUCAACUUAUAAGAAACAUAUAGCUGUGGAGUGUUGUGACGAACGGGACGUCCUGGGGGCCAUAGUACUCCCGACCCAGCUCAUCUCUACUUUAACGCGCCAAAGGACUCCCAAAGUUCGAAAAUAUUUUUGUUUUCAAAGAAAGCCAGGUACUGUGAUUGUUUACUCUCAAGAAUUUAUUGGUUGUGAACGGGUCUUGGAAGGGGUAAACAAGAUGAGCGGGUUCAUCAGAAUUCUAUAGAUUAUGUUGUGUGAUUGAUGCAAAUCGUAGGAGCUUUCCUGACGUCCGUGAUCUCCCUAUAGAUAAUGUUGAAACUGACAAGGCGCAUACGCCAUUCACUUCUUACUUUCUUUUCACAUUUAUACUGUUGUUUAUAUUUAAUUAAUGUUUAAACAUUAUUAUAUGAAUUUAUGGAUUGUAUUUUUUAAUGUGUUUGAUAUUGGAUUAAAGUCAUGAAAACAAUAAAAGUACAUUUUUG